This is a messenger RNA of Nasonia vitripennis (jewel wasp), 3076 nucleotides long. RefSeq names its product odorant receptor 31 (gene Or31). The record is from RefSeq and is a predicted model, not a curated record. The transcript has 15 exons. Gene Ontology annotation, molecular function: olfactory receptor activity; odorant binding. Gene Ontology annotation, biological process: sensory perception of smell; detection of chemical stimulus involved in sensory perception of smell. Bases 599 to 3028 code for a protein of 809 amino acids. NCBI's taxonomy places the organism in Eukaryota, Metazoa, Arthropoda, Insecta, Hymenoptera, Pteromalidae. Gene Ontology annotation, cellular component: plasma membrane.
AUAAAAAUAAAAAAAAAUUGUUCUUGAAUUGGUUAUUGCUAAAGUUCUUUCAAAACAGUAAACUGCAGGCAUACCUGCACGAACUUGUCAAUAACAGCAGUCGUUGUCUUCCCGAGGUCUUUAACUAUAGUAUGAAAAACUAUGAGCGUAUGUUAAAAAGAAAAAAGGCCUUAUAGGAAUUUCUCGGAAAUUCAAUAACCGUCAGCAACCGUCAAAAGCAUUAACAAAUCCCGAUGAGACGAAUAGUGAGCAAGGACAUCGAAAGUUAAUAGCUUUGUAAGUGAACAAAAUUCGGUUUUCAGUCACUGAAUGAAAGGUAUACUGAUAUAAUGUAGUGUAUUUUUGUACCUUAAUAAUUGUACCUUAAUGGCUCGAACAAUAAAAGUGAAAUUUAUGUUUUAUAAAAUAAUUUGAAGAAGUUUUUUUUCGAUGUGCUAUCAGAGACAAUACAUAACGCAGACUAAAAUAAGCGCUCUUCCUCGAAUGAACGUACCAACAUCGGUAUUUUGUGGGCAUGCGCCGUUGAUGAGAAAUAAAACAGAAUAAUUCAGUUGCUUUUCAUCGCAGUUCUUUUUUAUUCGCAGUAUAAGAAAGUCCGAUGGAUGAUAAAGAUGGUUUCGAGUAUGCGUUUGGCGUGUGUCGAAAGGAGCUUAUCAUAUUUGGCAUGUGGCCAAAACCAAAUGAUACAAUGGACCAUAAAGUGUUUGCCAUCUUUCGCUUGGUCCUAUGUAUAGCGUUAAAUUUUAUAUUUAUUAACCUUGUGCAAACCAUCCAACUCUUCAUUAUGUGGGGUGACUUAUUCGCGAUGACAGACAUAAUCUCUAAAGCGAGUUUGCCCAUUGGAUUGGUGCUGUUCAAAACAUUGGUCUUUAUCUACUACAGAGAAGCAUUACUACCUUUAUUAGCAUACGCAUCGUCCGACUGGAAGAAACCAAAAUCUUCAUUAGAGGCCGCAAAUAUGUGGUCGAAUGCUAGAACAGCUCGUCAGUUGUCGAUAACGUGUUUAUUUAUUGGUUUGUCUGCGGUAAAUUAUCACAUGGCUGUGAGAAUAUGCCAAGAACUAAGGAUAAUUCCAGGAAAGACUAAAGUUGAACGUGAACUCUACUUCAAUGCGUACUUUCCUUACAAUUAUACGGAGAGUCCUGCAUACGAGUUGACCUUUGCAAUGCAGUACUUUGCAACUGUACUAGCUACUUUCAGUUAUUCGGGUCUUUACGGGCUGUUCGUAGGAUUAAUGCUACACUUAUGCGGACAGUUUGCCAACCUUAGAGUUAAAAUGGACAAAGUAGCCAAACAAGCAGACAGUGCAAAAUUUCGACAAAAUUUGACGGCAAUUAUAAUAAGGCAUCAAUUUUUAUUCAGAUUUUCCCAGAUAAUCGAGAAAAUUUUCAACGUUAUUUUUCUUGGAGAGAUUCUAGGUUGUACAAUACAAUUUUGCUUGCAAGGUUUCUUUUUAUGCACGCUGAGUACCGAAGAUGUUGGUUUGUUAGUGAUGUACAUAUUUUUUAUGGUAUUUUUCAUAGGACAUAUUGGAUCUCAUUUAUUUAUCUGUUGUUAUGUUUCUGAGAGACUACAGGAUGAGAGUGUAUCGAUAGCAAAUGCAGCAUACAAAUGUCAAUGGUACCAUUUACCAGCUAAGGAUGUCAUGUUGUUAGUAAUGGUGAUUAACAGAGCAAAAGAUCCUAUCCAAAUAACAGCAGGCAAAUUUUGCGUUUUCUCACUUAGUCUUCUUGCACAAAUUUUUAAGACUUCUGGAGGCUAUUUGUCAAUGUUAUUAGCCGUAAGAGAUAAAAUAACCAUUGUUGUGUGUCAGCUAAGCGCCAACGUUGUCGCUUGGAUGGAAGAGGCUAAUUUUGCGGUAAAUUUGAGUCGUCUAUGUCUGUGUUUUGUUGGAGUUUGGCCUAAUUUGCAAUGUUCACGGUUUUUCGAAAUUGUCUCAAAUGCUGUGUUCAGCGUCUCAUCGAUUCUCAUCAUCUACUUCAUCGUCAUACCUCAAACGACAAAGCUAUUUUACAGUGACAGAGAUCUUGACAUAAUAGUCGACAUACUUUGCACCGCAGACAUUCCGAUCAUCGUCGCCCUGAUUAAAAUGUUUGUUCUACGCUAUGAUUCCAACGUCAUGAGAUAUCUGCUUGACCAACUUUUUAAGGACUGGAAAUCUCCACAGACCGAGUCUCGCAGAGCAACAAUGCGCGACAGCGCUAAAUCUGGCCGCAUGAUAGCCGCAGCCUGCAUGGGUAUAGCCUAUGGCACCUCUAACGUAUUUUUCUUCCUACGACUAAUAAUGCUGCGUCAGAAGCAAGCACGCACCGGGCACCGGGCUUUUCUAUUCGAAUCGCACUUUCCCUUUGAUGUCUUUAACAGUCCAUGGUUCGAGGUCACCUGGAUCAUCCAAGCUUUCUGCACCUUUUCUGCUACAACGGCCUACUCUGGAAUCGACAGCUUCUUUGCGGUGCUUGUAUUACAUCUAUGUGGACAGCUGAUUAUUCUUGGAGACGAGCUGAACUCGCUUGCAUUCCAGAAGGAUACAGAGGGUAUUAAAGAAGACAUCGCGAAGAUAGUUAAAAGACAUUAUGAAUUGAAUAAGUAUGCUGAGACAAUCGAAACAACUUUCAAUAAAAUGUUUUUAGCUCAAAUAAUAGCUUGUAUUGUGCAAUUCUGCCUGCAAGGUUAUCAGAUAAUAAGCAUUUUAAUAGACAAAUCACUGGAGCUUCCAUAUUUUCAGUUGAUCUUCAUGGUUAUGUAUAUAUCUUACAUGUCCUUAGAUCUUUAUAUUUACUGUUAUGUAGCAGAAAAAUUACGUGGAAAGAGCAUAGAAAUAGCAGACGCAGCUUAUAACUGCAAAUGGUACAACUUCCAGAAAAAAGAAGUGUCUGAUCUUAUUCUUAUUAUGAAACGAGCCCAAUAUCCACUUGAUAUUACAGCUGGAAAAUUUUGUUCUUUAUCGCUAAGAUUAUUUGCUAUUAUUGGAAAAACUUCAUUAGGUUAUUUGUCAAUGCUUUUGGCAGUAAAAGAAAGGAUUAACUAGUUCACCGAAAUUUAAUAAGCAAUAGAAUACCUGAAGGUGACAAAGGGA